Letharia columbiana is the source of this 3846-nucleotide messenger RNA. RefSeq lists its product as uncharacterized. The coding region runs from base 1 to 3846 and encodes 1281 amino acids. NCBI's taxonomy places the organism in Eukaryota, Fungi, Ascomycota, Lecanoromycetes, Lecanorales, Parmeliaceae. The transcript has 2 exons. The record is from RefSeq and is a predicted model, not a curated record.
AUGUCUUUGACCGAGAAGCUCGAAAAAAUCAGGUCGCCCAAAUUGCAGAAUCAGCGAGAGGUUGGCCAGGGCCCAAUUCCCAGACCCUUCCAACCCCCCACUGACCGCAAGCAGACCUCCGUUGUACUCUCCGCAGUCGAAGACACCCUCAAGGACCAGAAGUAUGGCUCAACCCCCACAGCAUACUUUGCUGCCCUGCUCGCAUUGCUCAGUCAAUCAGUUUCCCCGUCGAAUGGCAUUGUCAACAAAGAGCUCGCGACAUCAGUCGUCUACCUCCUCGACAUCAUAGCGCCCCACGUACCUGCGCCUCUCCUUCGAUCGAAGUUCUCUCAGAUACUUACGAGUCUUGCUCCUGUUUUGACUCAUAAUGAGAUUGAAGCGCCUUUGAUAAGGUCAUCGGUAGGAUGUCUGGAAUCGCUGCUGGUCGCGCAGGACAAUGCAGCGUGGGCGCUUCCGCAGACCCAGGUCAGCCCACGGAGAGCUAUCGCAGGCUUAUUGGUCCUCGCGUCAGAGCACAGACCGAAGGUCAGAAAGCGUGCGCAGGACGCGGUCAUGCAUGUCUUGAAGAACCCCCCUCCAAGCCCUUCACUGGAUCAUCCAGCCGCGGAUAUGUGCGCCGAGACAGCUUUGCGAAAUGUCAGUGAUAUGGCUGCAAGUGGGAAAAAGAAGGGAAAGGGUCACAGGCAGGAGGAACAUCAGCCAGGUCUCAUGCAUGCGCUGCAGCUGGUCAAGACAAUAGCUUCCGCUUCUGGAGGCUGGCCAAGUAAGAAGAUUGAGCCACUUUGUGAAGUCCUCAUGAACAUCUCGCGGUCAAACAAUGAGUACCUCACAAUGUCUGCUUUUGAAAUAUUUGAAGUCAUAUUUGCAGGGAUGGCCGACGAAAUAUCUUCUGCAAAGCUACCAAAGCUGAUGGAAGCUAUCUCCGAGCUGCGGCCUUCACAGAACGAUUCGCAACUGCUGCCUCCGUGGAUCGCCGUCAUGUCGAGAGGCUAUGAUGUCUCGGCGCAAGUCAGCCCGGAUGAGACAUUCCAAAAGUUGCCUGAGCUCUUCGAGACGGUUUCCGGAUUCCUUGCUUCCUCGUCACACAACAUCCGCGUAUCUGCUUCAGAAUGUCUAAUUUCAUUUUCGGUCAACUGUGUACCUGACACAGCAAUCCUAGAGCCUUCCAUAUACGACGAAAAAGUACUUGAAAAGCUAGCGAAAGCAGCAACUGCACUUUUGAGUGUGAAAUAUCAAUCUGCAUGGAUGGAAAUUUUCACCGUGUUGUCGGCUCUCUUCUCGGCGUUCAGAUGGAGAUCAGUUGGUCUUCUAAAUGACAUAGUAAAGACCGUUGGGGAGCUACGAGGUAACGACUCGUUCAAUGGUAAAAAAGAAGCGGACGUUGUCCUUGGCAACGCCAUCGAAGCCAUGGGACCAGACUCUGUCCUCCAGAUUCUACCGCUGAACCUGGCGAAGCCAAAAGCAGGUCAGCCAGGAAGAGCGUGGCUGUUGCCCAUCUUGCGAGACCGUGUCCAGAACACCAAUCUCACUCAUUUCAGAUCCGAGUUUGUACCUCUGAGCAAAACGAUGAUUCAAAGAGUGAUAGACAAUGGGAACUCCGAAAAAACAAUGGAAAUCAAGAUAUUCGAGACCCUGGUGCAGCAGAUUUGGGCGCUCUUGCCGGGCUAUUGCAAUCUACCACUAGAUCUGAGCACAGCUUUUGAUCAGAGCUUUGCCGAGAUGUUGGCUACUUUGCUCUACGAGCAGACGGAGCUUCGGGUAGACGUUUGCAAAGCUCUCCAGAUGCUGGUGGAAUCGAAUCAAGAGAUUGCCAAUAUGGAAGCUUCUGACCAGGAAUCACUCCUCAAGAAGCGGGCUACGAAGGUUAAUGCGCAGAAGGACCUCAGUCAUCUGUCGUCAUUUUCUGGAAAUCUGCUAGCAGUACUAGUUAAUGUUUAUGAAAAGACAUUGCCGCAGUACAGGGGUUAUAUUCUGCAGUGCAUCAAUGCUUACUUGAGUAUCACUCCCGAGAAGGAGCUACUCGAGACUUUCCAGGGAGUCAUAAGGAUGCUUAAAGACGCCCUCGCCCUUGCAGAAUCCACUUCUCAAACUCAAGCCGACAAGCAAAAGCAAAAGCAAACCUCGGCCGAUAAGAUGCCGCCAACAAGCCAUACCCUCAUGGAUCUGAUCAUAACAAUCUCAAUAUACCUCCCGCGCCCUACCUUCCCCACGCUUUUCUCCCUCGCCGCCCUCAUUCUCCCACAGUCGUCCGACCCCCAACUCCAAAAGAAGGCCUAUAAGCUCCUGCCCCGUCUCGCCACCUCUCUAACAGGCACCCUCGCCCUCCAAGAUCGCAACGUAGAACUCCAAUCUCUCCUCCUUACCACCGCCUCUACCGUCUCCGCCCCAGCCCGCCGCGAUCGUCUCGCUGCGAUUUCAGUCGUCGUCGAGCACCUCCCACCGACAUCCCUCCACUUCAUUCCCUCUAUCCUCUCCGAAGUGGUUAUCUCGGCCAAAGAAGUCAACGAAAAAGCUCGUACAGCUGCAUUCGACCUCCUUGUUCUCAUGGCUCGCAAGAUGUCUCAAGGCGGACAAAUCAAUCAAUCGCAGAUCCCACACAUGGCGGCGGACGCACCCAUUGCACAAGCCAGUCUGGAGGAGUUUUUCACCAUGGUAUCCGCGGGACUUGUGGGCUCAACGCCGCAUAUGGUCUCUGCCAGCAUAACGGCCCUGACGCGAAUCCUGUACGAGUUCGCUUCGCAACUUCCUCACGCGGUCAUUGAAGAUCUAGUCCAAACAAUGGAUUUAUUCCUCACCUCCACGAAUCGUGAAAUUGUACGUUCCGUUCUCGGGUUCGUCAAGGUUGCUAUAAUCUCCCUCCCCGAAGACAUUGUGAAACCAAAGCUCGACACACUGGUGCCAGGCCUCAUGUCAUGGUCGAGAGAGCAUAAAGCGCAAUUCAGAGCGAAAGUGAAGCAUAUACUCGAGCGCGCUAUCCGGCGAUUUGGCUUUGAUGCCAUUGAGAAACAGUGUCCAGAAGACGACAAAAAGCUUAUAAACAAUAUCCGGAAGACCAAGGAACGGCGUAAGCGGCACAAGGCAGCUGACGACACUGAAGCUGCUACCGACGAGCCAGCCAAACGGAAGAACAGGUUUGAGAGCGAGUAUGAUGAAGCGCUUUACGGUAGCGAAUCCUCCUCCGACUCUGGCCAUGGUUCCGACGAUGAGCGCGGGGCGGAGUCCAAUGGCAGAGGAGGGAGAGGGCAAACAUACAUUACCGAAGACGCCGACGAACCCCUCGAUCUCCUCGACCGCAAAUCCCUCGCCAACAUUUCGAGUCGGAAACCAACGGCUGCGAAACAAGCGCCAGGAAAACAGCGAAAGAACAGGACCGACCUCGACGGCAUUGCUUUCAAAAAUGACGGAGACGCUAAUGAUGAUGAUGAUGAUUUAAUGGCCCUGGAUUCCAACGGUCCGGAUGUGGGCGACGAAAUGACCCUUGAAGGCGGCAUCAACGCUUAUGUCGACGCCAUACGUGGCCGGGACGCCGUGCAGCGAGGGAGAGGCGGGAGGCUGAAGUUUAGCAACAAGCGCGAGAAGUCCAACGGGAACGGAGACUCCAUGGAGGAUGAUGGGGAUGAUGGCAGGGCAGUGAAGAAGGUAAAUGGCGGUGGAGGGGGGAGGAAGGAGGUUCGGUUCGCUGAUGCCAGAGGAGGGAAAGAUCAGGGUAGUAGAAGUGGACGGGUGAGCGGUAGAGGUGGUCUGAGGGGAAGAGGAGGAAGCGUCGGGAGUAAAGUGCAGAGGAGGGGAUUGGGCGAGGCGAAGGUCAGGGGGGGGAGGGUUAUGAAGGGAGGCGGGAGACGUUGA